This is a messenger RNA of Mus musculus (house mouse), 3595 nucleotides long. It is a transcript of the gene Klf17, whose product is annotated as Kruppel-like transcription factor 17. The record is from RefSeq and is marked validated. The transcript has 3 exons. The coding region runs from base 122 to 1147 and encodes 341 amino acids. Lineage: Eukaryota; Metazoa; Chordata; Mammalia; Rodentia; Muridae. Gene Ontology annotation, molecular function: sequence-specific double-stranded DNA binding. Gene Ontology annotation, cellular component: nucleus.
GCAAAUAAAAACUCCACGCAGCCAUUGUGGGAUUAUGGCGUAGUAGUGUUGGGACCCACGCCUGUGACGGUGUAAGGGCCGGGCAGCCUCCCGUUUGUUCUCAACUUGGGUCUCAGCCGGCAUGGAGCAGGACAAUAAGGAACAGGCUAUGCACCAGCCUCCCAUGGAUAAUAAGAUGUUGGUGCCAGUGUCGAAUGUGCCCGUGUCUUCUGGAAACAGCGGAUUUCAUCAGCCACCAGCCACUCAAUACUUACCAGAGAUGAUGAGGUCCUAUAUGGCAUCAGCUGAGGAGCUCAGAUGCAAUGAGAGAGAAUGGGAAUCACAGCUCAUUAGGUCGCUGCCUGAGCAUGGUGUGAGGUGCCCCUCCCAGCUGGCUCCUAUACCUUUCCAGAAUUAUUGUCAGAGAUCGAUUGGGAGGGGAUCCCACGUGAUGCCAGUUGGAAGUUCAGGUACUCUGGGAGUGACCAUUUCCUUCAGUGAGAAUCUAAUGCCUCAGGGUGGCCUGCCAAGUUCCCGUGGAGUCUCAGUGAUGGCCCAUAGCAGUGCCCCAGCAAUGCCUUAUCCUAUGCCUCCAACAGUACCUGCCACCACGGGCUCUUUAAAACAUGGAAUAUUGUUGGUCCCAGGCAUGGCUUCCGCUGGGACCCAUGCUGUGGCUCCGUUUAUGGAUCAGAUGUUGCACUCCAUAAAUCCCUGCAAUCCUGAGAUGCUCCCAGCUAGGUUCCAGCAAUUGCUACCUUUAGACUCCCAAGAUUCACUUGUGACUGAGUCAAAUACCCAGGAAGAACCUUUCGUACGUGAGCCGCCCACACCUGCUCCAGAGGGGGCAGAGAGCCCCAGUACUUCAAGAGGGGCAACCAGGAGACAGUCCCCAGUUUCAAGGCCUUAUGUCUGCACAUAUAACAGCUGUGGAAAAUCUUAUACCAAGCGCUCUCACCUUGUGAGUCACCAACGCAAACACACAGGUGUGAAGCCCUUCGCAUGUGACUGGAACGGAUGUACGUGGAAGUUCUUCCGCUCUGAUGAGCUUGGACGACACAAACGGAUUCAUACCAGAUACCGACCACAUAAAUGCGAUGAGUGUGAUCGAGAGUUCAUGAGAUCUGACCAUCUCAGGCAGCACAAAAGAACGCAUCUGCCCAAGUAAGACUUCCUGCAGCCUCAAGCCAACAAUGGAUAGACAGAUGAGACAGACAGUCCUCUUGCUCCUGCUCGGGAGCUUCAGCUCUUUCCUGUAGUCUCUAACCCAAGAUUCAGUUGCUCAAGACCAGAUCAUCUCUGGGAAGGUGAAGGUUCGGAUGGAGACAGGAAGUGGUGGGGAAGCCCACACGAAGCUCUGGAUGUCACCAUGUGUUUCUCAAAAUCUGGUACCCUCCCCUCUCAGAGAUUACUGACUUCUGCCAGCUGAGAAGGCAGAGCCAGAGAUAGGAUUUUACUAGAAAGCUUUUAUCUCCUGUCAACCCCAAGUGUGGCUCUCUCAUGACUGUUCCACAAAAUCCCAUGUUCUCUCCCUGGGCCUUCCAGGUUCCAGGGCCAGACCAUGGGAAAGGUCUUUGAACUCUGUGCUUUUUUACAUCUUAGUGCUGGAACAUUCUGGAUAUACAAUGUUGUCUUACCUCAGAUUCUCUCUGGCCUUCACUGUCCGCAUGCCCAGAGUUGGUCUCUUCCCUCCACUCUUGGGAUAGAAUGCCCAUUUCAAGACAUGGCAUCUGGCAUUUCAUGGGGCCACCCAAACCAAGCCUUGUGAGGAGACUAAUAUGAAUGGGAGAUGGGAGAGAGGCAGGCAGCAAAUCUCCCCCCAACCUCCAUGAAUUGUUGCAAGACAUCGUAUCGCUGACAGCACAAUCUGUGGGGAGACCUGCUACACAGCCAGCGGACAUGCCUGCAUCUUCAAGGUUGGCCAUCUUGGAACUGUUGCCUUGGGCCACUUCCCAUUCUUUCCCUUUCACUUGAUCUCCUUCCUAUACCUUGGCUUUGAAUAUCCCAAAUAAAAGUGUAUAGGCCAUUUAAGAUGGCCUGGGGAGUAGGAGGGUUGACAAACCCCCUCAGUAACUUCAGGUGGCAGAUUGUCAUUAUACACACAUGUGCAGAGGUCAGAGACAACUUAGAGUCCAUGAUCUUUAGUGUAGGUCCCUGGGAUUGAACUCAGGCUGUCAGCCUUGGCAGCAAGUACCUUUGAUACAGGUUAUAUUAUGUAGCCUAGGCUGACUAGCAGCUUUCCUGUAUUUGCCUGGAAAGUUCUGGAGUUAAACCACCCAGCUGGCUUCAGGUUGCCUCUCCUGCCUGGCUUUCUGGUUUUGAGGGGCAGUAGCUAUCCUGGUCAUCUAGAACUUAUUAUAUAAACUUGGCCAUUUUACUGAGCAUGAAGCUAACAUAAAGAACCCUGUGGGGGCUCAAAGAUUAAAUUGAAAAGAAGGGAGAAAAAAAGAAAAAAAAGAAAAGGAAGUAAAAAGGAACUUGGUCAUGCCCAAGCCAGUGGCAGAGUUAGAUCCCAGGUAUCGUGUCUGCCCUACAAAGUGGGUCUCUUCCUUAAGACCUGGCACCUUCUAAAGAUAGUCUAUAGACUUAGGUCCAGUCCCGUGCCAAGUACCGACUAUAGGAAGGUGAUGCCAUCUUAGGCUUAAGGGACCAUGUUCGACCUAGCUAGGUGCAGUGGCUCCUGGCAAGUUCUCCAGAGUCAGCUCACAAGCCUCCACAACACAGGACCUGAGGGGCUGAGGGACAGCUAAAGGAUGUACUAGGAACAAAAGACCUCAAAUGUAUGUCAUAGUCAAACCCAAAGGACUCAGCCGUGCCUCAUUCUCUGGACAUGGUCCUUGUGUUCUGGUUGAGCUCUGCACUGGGCACUGGGGGGUUAGAGGCAAAGUCACCAUGACUGUUAAGGAGCAGAAAAGACCAUGGGGAAAACUUUGAAUAUGUUAAGUGCAGUCAGGCUCCAGAUGCUCUGUUAUAAGCCCAGACUUACCCUCAGGCUCUGGGAAAGCCCCCAACAGCCUUGGCUCUGCCGGCUCUGUUCUGCAUGGCCACUGACUGGGUCACUAGGCAAAGCAACUGCGGGCAGCCAUUCUGACACGUUAAAGAAGGGCUCCUCUGUGUUGAGCUCCAGGCAACUGAGGUUAGGGAUAGCAGAAGUCUCUUGUUCCCAUUGACCAGUCUCUUCUUUGGGGCAAGCCAUCUGUGGAAACAAUGGGCCAGAACUGGUCUCCAUCUUCCCCAUGACCAUGUAUGAGACCAACAGACGGGGUUGUUAGGAUGCAAGAUGAGAGCUCUCCUGAUAGCAACACUUGCUAAGGGUGAACUGGAGAUAAACGGUGACCAGAGCUGAUCCCUGCCUGUAGAAGUCAGAGCUACUGAAAGAGCUGUUAGAAAAUGCUGUGAACUAGUUUGGUGUGACCAGUCGUACAUAUGAUACAACAUACUUGCCACUUUAAGUCAUUUGAGUCUCUGAGCCUCCAGAGAUGAAACCACUUUUGGAUUUUGGUAACUGUUACUAUCGUCAUCAUAUGUGAACCCAUCCCUAAACCAUGCAGUGGUUAGUUUUAUAUGACUUUACUGGUUUUACUCUGUCUGAGCUCCAAUAAAUUUUAAUACAAAG